UGUUUUUUUUCUGCCGGCACUUCACGAUCUACUGCUCAUCUGAUAAACUCAUCCGGGGCUCCUGUGUCCAAAUAAACAACAACCACAACACAACAAAAACAAGAAUUUCAGCAUUAACAAGGAAAGAAGCUCCUUCUCCUCUCUGAACUCUCUGAACUCUGCAAUGGAGAAGGAGGAGCCUUGGAAGGUGACGUUCAGGAAUGUGGCUCAGACGUAUUUUCCUCAAACCAGAGUAGAAUGUCGCUACAGUCUGAGCCGAGAACACAGGUGGAGCUGUCAUGACUGGAUCGGCCUCUUCAAGGUCGGCUGGACGUCGGUGAGAGAUUAUCACACGUAUGUUUGGGCUCAAGCUCCUGAAGACUACACACCCGGCAAAGACGUAAACUGCUGCAUCCUCUUACAGCCAUUGUAUCUGCCAAACCCCGGGCCUGCAGCCUACCAGUUUGUAUAUGUAGAUGAUCAGGGUGAGAUCUGUGCAGCGAGUCCUCACUUCACCUUCAGCGCUCCUAAACCUCUGGAUGAACUGGUGACUCUGGAGGAGGAGAGAAACGGAGAGGAAGAGAGCGACGGAGACGACCUGCUGCUUGUAGUGCCGAGAGCUCAGAUCCUGCAGAGCCACCUGGAAGCCUGUCAGAAAGAACUGAUACUGCUACAGAAGAAGUUCAGAGAGUCCUGCAUGGAGCUGGAGAAACAACAAGAAAAGAACGAGAUGGAGAUGAAGGACUUCGAAACGGAACGAGUUGAGAUGAGGAACGAGAUUAAAGACCUGAGAGAGCGACUGAGAUGCAGCAUGGAGAAGAUUGAAAGGAUGGAGGAGAAAAAAAAGGAUGUUCUGAAGUCUCACGAAAACAUCUCAGCAGAGUUCAGCAGCUUGUUAACAGAAAGAGCCGAAAAUCACCAACGAAUCAAAGAUCUGGAGGAGGAUGUGAGCAGCUUAGUGCAGCAGAAACAACAUGCUGAAGCUGAGAUAGAGAGGAUGAAAGAGAGAGUCAGGAAGUUGACAACACAGAGGAAGGAUGAGGAGGAUGAGAGGAAGAACUUACAGAUGGAGAGUAAACGUUGCCGUGAGGAGCUGCGGGUUCUUCAGGAACGUCUGGAGAACAGUGAGUGCAGUGAGGAUGCGUUUCGGAGAGAUCUGUGUGAACUCGGAGCGCUGCAGAGCCAGAACCAGGCCGAGCUUCAUCAGAUCCGACUGCAGGCGGCUCAGACCACACUGCAGCUCUCCCAGGCCAACCUAAACCUCCGAGAAGGACAAGCGGCCUGGGCUAAAGAACGCGAGAACAUCAGGAAGAAGGCAGAGCUGGAUAAGGAACGAGUCCAAAAACUGAGUCAUGAGCUGCAGAAGAAAGAAGAAUGGCUUCAGGAGGAGCGAACAGAGCGAGAGAAACUGGAACAGGAGCUGGGGAACGAGAAAGCGUGCAACCGGGAGCUUCGUGCGAGUGUCAGAGCCAUGCAGAAGGAGCGAGAGCAACAUCAGCUGGAGAAACAGGAGCUCCUGGAUCAUAUCCGAGUGUUCCGGCUGCGCAUGGAGAGCGAUCGGGAUGCAGCGUGGAAUAAAAUGGAUUCUGACAGCAGGAUUUUGGAGAACAGUGAUGACGCAGCUUUGGCUGUGCAGAAAUCCGACUUUAAUGGAGAAGAAGAUGGUGAAACAGUGAACCUGCUGCAGACGGAGGAAGAGAAGGAGGAAUCACACAGCAGAGACACGGAUGUGGAAGAUGAUCUGGAGAAGGAACCACACACUCGAUCUGAGAUCCCAGAGAGCACACUGAGUGAACUCUCUGAUGCCCCCUUGUGGUGACAUGCAAUCACGACACGCAGCAAAUCUCAGAAGAAAACCUGAUGCUGCUGCUUGUUAAUACAGCAGGGACACAUCAACACAUCAUGUGCUAGAGAGGAGUGUAACGUUUCAUAAACAGAAUUGUGCAAUCUUACUGUGUGUGUGUGUGUGUGUGUGUGUGUGUGUGUGUGUGCGUGCUCUAUUUAUUUCCUGAAUGUGUGUAAGAGUUUUUCACUUGCUAAAUUAGGGUUUUUGAAUUUAUUUUCACUUUAGAAAUUUAAUCAAAUCCAAGUUUCACUGCACAUUAAACUGGAAUCAGACUAAGAAGGUGCACAGCAAUAUCCCGCUAUUUCAUUAGCAUGGAGUUAGCGUAUAAUCAGUUGGGGUGUAACAAUCAUAAUCAGCUAUUAUAUAAAUCCAGAGCUGGUGUGGGAAAGACAUGAGUGUAAAAGCGAACUGGUUUAUUAUUACAUUUCACUCGUUGGUUGUGUAGAAUUUUUUGGAGAAUUUUAGAUCUGAAUUUUGGAUCGUGUAAACCUGAGCUGUUCGAGUCGUAUCAUCCUGUAAUCACUGCCUGAACUCAUUCACAAAGAAGUUUCAAAUACUUUCUUUCUGAAUGCAGUUUUUAAUAAAAUGGUUUAUUCAUUGA
Messenger RNA from Silurus meridionalis, 2426 nucleotides. RefSeq names its product calcium binding and coiled-coil domain 1b (gene calcoco1b). Lineage: Eukaryota; Metazoa; Chordata; Actinopteri; Siluriformes; Siluridae. The transcript is spliced from 14 exons. The record is from RefSeq and is a predicted model, not a curated record. Bases 164 to 1798 code for a protein of 544 amino acids.